Messenger RNA from Cyprinodon tularosa, 1871 nucleotides. It is a transcript of the gene hsd17b12a, whose product is annotated as hydroxysteroid (17-beta) dehydrogenase 12a. Lineage: Eukaryota; Metazoa; Chordata; Actinopteri; Cyprinodontiformes; Cyprinodontidae. The transcript is spliced from 11 exons. The coding region runs from base 1 to 993 and encodes 330 amino acids. The record is from RefSeq and is a predicted model, not a curated record. Gene Ontology annotation, molecular function: oxidoreductase activity. Gene Ontology annotation, cellular component: endoplasmic reticulum.
AUGGACCUGGAGAGCGUGGAUGAGCUGAUCAGCUGGGCCGAGACGCCUCUGCUCUGGGUCGGUGGGUUUACCGUGGCCUUCCUGGUGCUGUGGCUGCUCUACAGGCUGAUCACAGGCGUUAGGAUAUGGAUCCUGGGGAACGGGCAGCUCCUCAGCCCAAAGCUGGGGAAAUGGGCAGUUGUGACAGGAGCCACUGAUGGCAUCGGGAAAUCCUACGCGGAGGAGUUGGCUCGUCGAGGGUUUGCCAUGAUGUUGAUCAGUCGCUCCCAAGAAAAGUUGGAUGACGUUGCCAGGUCGCUUGAGGAGCAGUUUAAAGUGGAGACCAGGACAAUCGCUGUGGACUUUGGCAAACUGGAUAUUUAUUCCAAAAUUGAGGAAGGACUGGCUGAACUGGAGAUUGGUGUUCUGGUUAACAAUGUUGGCGUGUCGUACCCCUACCCUGAGUACUACCUUCAUAUUCCUGAUCUGGAAAAUUUCAUCACUAAUACGAUAAACGUCAACAUGACCUCAGUCUGCCAGAUGACCCGUCUAGUCCUGCCCAAAAUGGUUGAGAGAUCCAAAGGAGUCAUCCUCAACAUCUCCUCCGCCAGUGGCAUGUAUCCCGUCCCUCUGCUUACAGUCUACUCUGCAACUAAGGCCUUUGUGGACUUUUUCUCCCGUGGCCUACAUGAGGAGUACAGACGGCAGGGCAUCAUCAUUCAGAGUGUGCUCCCCUUCUUUGUGGCAACCAAAAUGACCCGCAUCAGGAAGCCCACCCUGGAUAAGCCCACCCCAGAGCGCUACGUAGCAGCUGAGCUCAACACUGUGGGUCUGCAGAGCCAGACCAACGGAUAUUUCCCUCACGCUGUCAUGGGUUGGGUGACCACCAGGCUGGUACCAAGCAGCAUCGUCAUCUUCCUGGGCGCCAGAAUGAACCGCCUUCAGCGCACAGGUUACCUGAGGAGGAGGAAGCUGCGGGAGCAAAAAAACGGAGCCAGUUUGAAAACUGAAUAAGAUGGACAACGAUGCAGCUGGCGACCAUGAUGUGCUUGAGGAAGUAUGUUGGUGCGAUUCGACCCAUGGAAGCUGCCUUAAAAUUGAACCUAUUGUGCCUGAUGAGUAAACCUUCACAACAGACAUAAAGCUGCACAGUCUACCCCUGAUGUCUGUCUGGGUAGAUGUAGCCAAAGAAUUCAGGAACUUGUGAUAAAAGUGCUGGUUUUGAUGAAUGGUGCCAAUCUUUGUUUUUUUUUUUUUUGUUGUGUUUUUUUCACUGACACUAUUGGUGGGAAUAAUGAUGCAAAAACAAUGACCAAACCCUGCUGUAGUAGACAGUGAAAACGGUGAUGGGCAUCUUUUUUAUAUCAAAUUAUUUAUUGUAUAUUUGUAAGACGUAUAUAUGCAAACACAGAAUCUGCAACACUUGCUUAGACCCUAGUUCUCUUUACUUAUGUGAGAUAUUUGAAAAUGGCAGUUUCUGUUUUUAUCAGACCAGUUUAUUUGCCUCCAUGUGCUAAUUGUUUUUUUUUUUGUUUUUGUUUUUCUCGUGGGUCUUUUUGUUUUACAAUUUAUUUAAAAUGUGACACUUUAGUGGGUUGUAGUUACAUCAAUGUCUCUUGUUCUGAGGUCAAGUCUAUCAAAUCUUUUUCCUUUCCCUGUAAUAUUUCCAGAGACGGUUGGAUUCAGUGACGGGGUGGUUUGAUUUAUUGAGGCAGGAUCUUAACUGUCAAAGUGAACGAUGCGAAGCAGUUUUCCCUCCUAAUUACGUCGUUCUUGGUCAUUUUCCUCCCAAUGUAUUUGAAUGACUCUGAUGUUGACAGACCGUGCUGUUAAAUGUGAAGCCAGGAUUUCAUUGGUUUUAGUUUUAUUCUCAACAAUCUUGGGUUGUCGCA